This is a messenger RNA of Rhodamnia argentea, 802 nucleotides long. RefSeq lists its product as uncharacterized. The record is from RefSeq and is a predicted model, not a curated record. The transcript is spliced from 4 exons. Lineage: Eukaryota; Viridiplantae; Streptophyta; Magnoliopsida; Myrtales; Myrtaceae. The coding region runs from base 187 to 531 and encodes 114 amino acids.
UCGGCCCAAUCCAACUCUCCCCAAGCCCAGCCACGGCGAUUACAGAGAGUCUCCGCUCUCCGGCCUCCACAGAGUUCGCUUCCGACGCCUCUCGUCUCGUCUCUCGGUUCUCCCUCGGUCGCAGAAAGAGCACAAGCAGCCUUCUGGACGCUCCCGCAUCUUCCCGGAACUUGUUCCUUCAUCCUGAUGGCAACGAGGAUUGCUGCAAGAUACGUUUCUCGUAGGCUGUCGAGCAGCGGCAAGAUCCUCAGCGAGGAGGAAAAAGCUGCGGAAAAUGUCUACAUCAAGAAAAUGGAGCAAGAGAAGCUAGAGAAGGCUGCACGCAAGGGCCCAAAACCGGAAGAAACGUCUGGGGGAUCAGUUACCGAUGCCAAAGCAAGCGCUUCCUCGGCAUCUGGUUCCUCGUCCGAGAAAGCGUCAACCGACAAGGACAGGAACUAUGCAGUCUUAGCUGGUACCGUAACAGCCCUCGCCGCACUGGGGUGGUAUCUCAAAGGCCGUUCCAAGAAGCCGGAAGAAGUCCAAGACUGAACCAUGACUCCCACCUGCCAUCGGUGGGGUCGACAUUCGCUGUGCAACCCCCAACCGCCGGACUGGGGCAGUUAUAAUAAAUACUAGAAAGAAGUUUCCAUUUUUCUUCGCACAGAUCCCAUUUUCCUCUCAUCUCAGGUCUGGCUAUAGCUUUCUAGCUGACUCGACUCUUUUCCCUGUAUGUGCAUACAAUCACGAGGCUGAUGAACAACAUUUGGUGGGUUCGUGUUCGAGUAUCGUUUGGCUGACUGAAAUUUUAUCGGCAACUGGC